Messenger RNA from Dromiciops gliroides (monito del monte), 5618 nucleotides. RefSeq names its product protein phosphatase with EF-hand domain 1 (gene PPEF1). NCBI's taxonomy places the organism in Eukaryota, Metazoa, Chordata, Mammalia, Microbiotheria, Microbiotheriidae. Gene Ontology annotation, molecular function: manganese ion binding; iron ion binding; calcium ion binding. Gene Ontology annotation, biological process: detection of stimulus involved in sensory perception. The record is from RefSeq and is a predicted model, not a curated record. The coding region runs from base 473 to 2389 and encodes 638 amino acids. Gene Ontology annotation, cellular component: nucleus; cytosol. The transcript is spliced from 17 exons.
UGCAGUACUUUGCAGCAUUGGUAUAGCCCAGUACUUUAUCUGUAGUUCUGUGCUCUCAUUUCAGCCUGGAAAAAUAGGGAAAGCAGUUCUUUCUCUUUUAUUUAUUUAUUUAGUCAGAAACCUCCCUGCAGAUAGCUGCAGGGAUGUCAGGAAGACACAAAACAUUGCAGGCUGUGAGGUUUAGUGCUUUCAAAACACCUAAAGUGCUUGCCUUUUUUUAGAUGUGUAUACCCCAGCAUAUAGUCUGAUAACUGAGGAAAGGGGUGAUUUGUUAUUUUUGUUUUUCUUGGAAAGACUGUGGUGAGGAAAACCUCUUCAUUGAUCAAGCACAAGAAAAGCAGUGGCUAUGACUGAAGUGGAUCAACUAGGAGUGGCUCCUUGUAUCUUAGCAAAAAUAUAAAGGAGAAGACGUGCACACUCUUGGACAAGAGGAGCCUGUGAUGAGAAUUUAUGAGCACACUAUUUUGGAGACAUGGGAUGUAGCCAGUCUGCCCAAAAUGAAGAUAGGAAAUCUGAGAGAGCAAUGAAAGCAGCUGUGCUCAUUCAGAACUGGUACCGUUGUUACAAGGCUCGGUUAGAAUUAAGGAGGCGCCAGGCCCUGAACAUCUUUGAGAACAUUGAGUAUGCAGAAGAACAAGAUCAAAUGCAGCUAGCCAACUUCUUCACCUUCAUGCUGGAGAACUAUGCAAAAGCCAAGGAGAGUUCAGAAAAUCUGCCUCAGAUUUUUGGCAAUACAAUGGAGCGAAAAUCGGAGCCAGAAACUGUUAUACGUAUGAUAGAAGUACCGGACAAUUAUUAUGGUCCUCGGCUAAAAUUCCCUCUCACUUUUGCUGAUGUCAUACUUCUUGUUGAUGCUUUCAAGGAAAAACAGAUACUGCAUGCCCGCUACGUGCUACAGGUAUUACUAGAAGUAAAGAAGGUCUUGCAACAGUUACCAAAUAUUGUUCGCAUAUCAUCCACCACAUCCAAGGAAUUAACAAUCUGUGGUGAUAUUCAUGGGAAACUUGAUGACCUUUUUUUGAUCUUCUACAAGAAUGGUCUUCCCUCAGGGAAUAACAGAUACAUUUUCAAUGGCGAUUUUGUAGAUAGAGGGCAAAAUUCCAUGGAGGUACUGAUGGUCCUGUUUUCAUUUCUUCUUGUCUAUCCCAAUGAUGUGUACUUGAACAGAGGGAAUCAUGAGGAUUAUCUAAUGAACAUGAGGUAUGGCUUCACAAAAGAAAUUAUGCAAAAAUAUAAGCAACAUGGUGCCAAAAUUUUGCACACUCUGGAAGAAGUUUAUACCUGGCUUCCACUUGGCACUAUAAUUGAUGGGAAAAUUCUGGUCAUACAUGGAGGAAUAGCAGACAAUACAGAUUUGCGUAUGCUUGAAGAAAUCAAAAGAAAUCGGAUGAGAUCAGUUCUAAUGCCACCAAUAGCACCGUCAGUAAAUGAUUUUAGACGUGGGCGUAUCUCUCGUGAAUUACCCCCACCAGCGAUAAAGGCUAUGGAGCAACUUACAAAGGAUGAAUGGGACCAGAUAGUCAAUGUUCUUUGGAGUGAUCCCAGAAGCAAAAAGGGCUGUUACCCAAACACAAGUCGAGGAGGAGGUUGUUAUUUUGGACCAGAUGUUACCGAGAAUAUAUUAUCCAAAUUUUCUCUGAAGAUGAUCAUCAGGUCUCAUGAGUGUAAACCAGAAGGUUUUGACAUCGGCCAUGAUGGAAAGAUUAUCACAGUGUUUUCUGCAUCUAACUACUAUGAAGAAGGCAGUAAUCGAGGUGCUUACCUCAAACUGAGCAGAGAUAUGACCCCUCGAUUUUUCCAGUACCAAUCCAGCCAAGUAUCUCAAGGGAAAACUCUUCAUGAAAGGGUAAAUAUUGUUGAAAAUGCUGCCUUCAGGAUAUUAGGAGAGAGACUGAUUAGCCGGAAAUCUGAACUCAUGAAAGCUUAUCAAAAGUAUGAUCCGAAUAACACAGGAAAAAUUUCUAUCAGAGACUGGGCAAAGGCUACAGGAGAAAUUGUAGAAUUGAAGCUUCCAUGGUUAUCUUUGUGCUCUCGACUGGUCAAUCUGAUUGAAAAUGGACAAGUUUUUUAUACUAUGGGUUUUAAGGAUCUGCCUGUAGUAAAAGCUCCUGAAGAGGCUAAAUCAGGGAUGGUAGAGACCCUUGUCAGAUACAGAUCUGACUUGAAGAUCAUAUUCAACACCAUUGACCAAGAUCAUUCAGGUUUGAUCUCCAUGGAUGAAUUUCGUGCUAUGUGGAAACUGUUUUGUUCUCACUACAAUGUUGACAUCGACGAUACUUACGUCAACCAACUGGCUUACAGCAUGGAUCUCAACAAAGAUGGCAGUAUUGACUUUAAUGAGUUUUUAACAGCCUUUGAUGUGGUUCACAGACUUGAAGGAAACAAAUAAGACAUAACCCUCAAAUCUCAAAAUUUAUGAAAUUCCUUAGACUGUCUCUACAAUGUUAGGCCCUCAUGCAGAGCUGAAAUCUUUAUUAGGGCUCUUAACAUUCAUAGGCAGUGGAGGAGGAGAGUAGACCCCCAGCUAUCUCAACAAGCAUGGAUGAACAAUAUGAAUAAAAGAAGUUCCCAGUGAGCAAUUAGUGAUUCAUAUAGGUUAUAUACCUUCUUGUAGGGUCUAUGCUCUAGGUUUAGGGCUACACAUUGUCAAGUGAGAAAUCAAGGUUUGAUCCUGGGUACUGGUUCCUCAGAUCCCACUUUUAGCUGGAGACCAAAGCAUAAUCAGAAUAAUACAAUUUAACUAAAGAAGUCUGGAGAGAGGGAAAGAAUGAAAGCAUCCCAAAGAACACAGAAAAUUAGUCAACAUUCUGUAUGUGAAACAUUUUGGAACAAGAGGAUGAGGAAUAACAGGGAACUGGUGAAAUAAAAUGUUAUUUCCAUCUCUGCCAUCUUUUUUAAAUACACCAUAGUCGCUAAGUCCCUCUUGAACAAGGUGAAGGGAACAGAUGGAUGACAUGGUAAAACUAGUGAAACUUGCAGCAGCAUCAGAAGUCAUCCUGUACAACUCCAACUAUAUAAUUACCCUUAACAUUGCUGAAUUGUAAAGUAUUAUUCGGAAAGUUUUGUAGAACUACAUGCAUUAGUAAGAAACAACAACACCAAACCCAGGGAGGAACAUUUUUCUCUGACACAGUUACUGAAGACCAUGACAUUGGAACUGUAUUGCAGACAAAACCACCUUAUAAUACUUGCCAAGCCAGUAGUAUAGGGUCUCCGAGGCACAUGCCUUUUAGAGGGUGCCACUGUAGGGAAGUUUCUAUGAUAGCAAGAGUUCUGUUUUCUCUCCUGACUGAAAAAUGAUGCAGUCUUCCCCCCCAUUACUAGCUGCAUCACUUCUCAGCUCAGGAAUUCUGAUGUUUUAGUGACAAAAAUGUUCAUUCUAAUUAGAAGGUAAGAAUGAAAGAGGGUAAACAGUGAAGUCUCCCAGUAGGGCAUGCAGUCACUCCAGCACAACUACACUGGAAUUUGCCCCUUAUUACUCCUAUUCUUGGGAAAUGAAAUCAUAGAGCCAUUGACUCAAUACAACAAGUAUUUAUUAAAUGCUUACUAUGUGCAGAGUACUAUUUCCAAGGAACUGAAGGGAGAUAAAGAUGUUUAAGAUAAGACAUGGGUCUCUAUUCUUAUGGGGCUUAAAGCCUAGCUUAAUUUAGUUCCCUUGGCCCCUAUUAGUGCAUUAGAGCAACAAUGACUUGUUACAUUCAGUGAUCAUUUACUCAUCUAGGACUUGGCACUACUUGUCCAUGUAUAUCUCUCAUUGUGGGCUAGCAUCCCUAAUUCCCAUGUCCACUCUCACUUUCUCAAAGAGGGACCUUCUAACACAAACACUGCCUGUCGAUUCUAAAUGCUUUUUCCUAGGCUGAUUUUUACUUAGUAGACUAAUUUUUUUCUGUCAGAUUUUCCUAGAAGCCUUUAAUCAAAGUCAGUGAAGGGUUUUCAGUGACUUUAAGUACCCCAGAAGCACAGACAGUAAGCCAAGGACACAGAUAUAUGGGGGGAAAUUGUUGAUUGUGUUGUCUUGUUUUCAUAUUCAGACACUAAUCUCUUCAUACAUGGAAUAGAAUAAAUUGUAUUAAUACCUGAUAAAGAAACAUUGUAUUGUUCCAAAAUGUGUCAUAGGAUUACAUUUAGUUGUGCAGUCCAUGAGGGGUUCUUGAGUUUUAAUCCUUAAGCUUCUAAUCAGCUUCAGAAAAUAUGGUUCUCUAAAGAGAGGCUAUGAUAUGUUAUGUACUUUCCAUUUCUCUGGAGAAAGAUGCCAGAGAAUUCAGGAUGUAAAGUUAGCAUUUUAGUUAUGAGUAUAGUUUCUGGCUGCUUUUAAGAAGAAAACCCAGUGCUUUGGUUUACAAGAUAGGCUGAGAAGAGCCAGUUUCUAUUCUCUCCCUAAAUGAGGGAAAAUACUUCAGUUACAGAGAAAAUAGCUCAGUCUAGGACUAGCUGUGAGGAGGAAAAGAAGAGGAAGCCUUGUUUACCCUUGGUAUGGCCAGGAAGAUGGGCAGAACAGGGUAUUUUAAUGGUAUCCACGGACUUGAAAGAGCAGAGAGUAAGUGCCUUUUCUUCUUUCAAAUGAGAAGAUAGCCUAUUUGGAAGAAGAGAACAAUGGACAAUAUGACCCCGCAAAGAGAACUACAGGAAAAAGUUAUGAAAUUUAGCAAUGGUGAGCAAAAAAAAGUUAAGAAAAGAAGUUGGAGUAUACAACUAUCUCCAAAGUCUAGUUCCAUCUCCUUAAAGGAGAGAACUGAAAGGAAUAUUAAAGAAGGGAACCCACACAAAUAUAUAAGACCAGGAGCCAUGAGUAGUCAAAGGAUAUGAACAAGCAGUUCUCAGAAGAAAAAUUUCAAGCCAUUAACAACCAUUAGAGGCAGUGCUGUGUGGUGGGAAGAGAGCUGGCUUUGAAGCUAGAACAAUCUGGUCUCAAGGACUGUCUCUGACUCAUACUGCUUGUGUGACCCUAGGCAAGUCACUUAAUUCUCUAAAACAGUUUCAGAAAUGUUGAACUAUACAGUUAGAGGGAGUUUCUUUAUCUGGAAGUUCCCCAUAUCAAUGGAAUCACAGGUCUAGUCUCUACCCCUAUUAACAAUCAUAUGAAAGAUUUUUCCAAAUCACUAAAAAUACCCAAAAUGCAAAUCAAAACAAUUUUGAGGUUUUACCUCAAAACAAAUUGGUAAAGAUGAAAAAAGUUGGGAAUAGACAGUGUUGGAGGGGCAGUAAAUUGGUAGUGGUUCUGUGAAUUGGUUCAAACAUUCUGGAAAACAAUUUGGAAUUGUGCAAAAAAGUGGUUCCUACAGUUCCUACUCAUAGGCAUAUAUCCCAAGGAAGCCCAAGUUAGAAAGUUAGAAAGAUCCCAUAUAGCCCCAAGUAUUCAUAUCAACACUUUUUGUGGUAGUAAAUAAAUGAGAACAAAGUAGCUGUCCAUUGAUUAGGGAAUGAUUAAGUAAAUUGUGGUACAUGACUAAAAUGGGAUUAUAAUGUACUUUAAGAAAUGAAAAAUUCUUUUGCAGGAGAAAUGCCCAGGGAAGUUUCUAUUAACUGAUGUAAACCAAACAGAAUACACAAUGAUGACCUCAAGGUACAUAGGAAAUUCAUUAAUAUCAAAAUCCAAAAAUAAAUGCUAUGUUAAUUCA